UCCAACGAUUUUGUUUGUUUAUAUCUAAAGCGUCAUAUUUCUGAUAUGCUGAAAAAAUGUUUUAGUGCAUAUUUUAUAAAAUGUGAAGAAGAUACUCUAUGAUUAUUGUUAACAAUUGGAAAAAUCGGUUGUUAAUCGAUUAGAAUUAUUCCGCUGACGAUUUCUUUUGGGAUUAUUGAUCGAGUUUGGCUAUUCAUAUCAACAUGAGAGUUGAUAGUUCUUUAAGACCCUUUGAGAGAAAAACUUUUUUCCUUGAUUUGCACGGAUACCCUCAAGAAGCUUCUUUAAUUAAAAAUUUGAAAUUGCUUGGUGCUAGGCAUGAACCAGUUUUCAGCAAAUAUGUGUCUUUUGUUGUAUCUAAUAGAGUUCCUUUGAAAACAACUGCAAUAAUACAUCAAAGACCAUAUAGUCCAUUAACACCAAAAUCAACUGGAAUGUGUCCAAGUCCUCAAUUGUUUAGUGAAUGUUCUGCAGACUAUCUUGAAUCAUCACCAUAUUCCAUUUCACUUUCCUCAGAUCCAUAUCCUCCUUCACCAAAGGUACAAUCAAGAGGCAUGGCUCUUCUCAAGAAAGCAACUCAAAAAGCAAAAGAGAAUCAACGAGCCACAGAUCUCCUAGAGAAUUGCAAGCGCUGGGGUAUAAAAGUGUACCAUGUAGAAAAAAUUCUCCCCAAAGUGAAAAAAUACACAAAUUUGAUUGCUGCACAGUAUGCUAAACAGAAAGAUCAGAAGAAAAAAGAUAAUGAAAAAAAGGAAGAAUACCCAUCACAUGUUAAAAAACUUCUCCCUCCAUUUAUAAAGUUUGAAGAUAAGGAAAGGAAAUUUAAGCCAAUUUUUCAAGAAUUUACUUCAUGGACUGAGGUUAUUGAUUCAUCUCUAUCCCGCAACAUCAAUCAACUGAACAAGCAAUUUAAAAGGACAGGGGAUCUCUCAGAUGUGUCAAGAUCUGUUUUUGCUGAAAUUAAUAUAAAUACUAGUAAUAAGAAUCUAGAAUCAUCUAGAAUUUACUCACUUCAUGCUGAUGAGAGUCGCACAAAAUCAUUUACCAAAUUAACAGAGAAUCUCAAACCAUCCAAUUGUACUUCAGUACAAGUAUCCACCAGUAUACUUCCAUUAGACACGGAAAAAGAGAAUACGGUGCAAGUGGUUAAAAAUAAAAAACACCGUAGAAGAGUUAAAUCCAAAUCCCCGUAUUGUGAAAUUUGCCAUAAGAAUUAUAUUGAUCUUGAUGAGCAUAUUAAAACAGAGAAGCACAGGAGAUUUAUGUCUAAUCCUAUAAAUUUUCUUGCUGUCCAAAAUAUUAUAACAAGUUUACCUAAAAAGGGCGAUGAUCUGCUUUAUAAAUCAUAUUUAAUUGAGGAAGGUAACCAUUUCAGUUUCCCUGGAUCCUGCCAGAAUACGGAAAUUCUGGAUUGUAACAACGUCUUGUAUCAGCCUGAAAUUGUUACUGAUGUGUUUGAUCCUGUUUUUGAUAUACAUGAUCUGCCCACAGAACCCUAUUCCUUUAUAGAUCCAGAAUUUGUCAGUCCUUCCUGCUCUUCACCUGAUUUAGUGCCUUUACCUUUCUUGCACGAUUCAGGAGAAGAGUGUUCAGAAAAACCCUCAUCACAUAGAAAUGAAACCUGUAACAAUAUUUUAGAUUUUAGCAUGGAAAAGAAUUCAGAUUUUAAACCAGAAAUUCCACCUGUUUCCAGCAAUGUUGCCUUUUUACAAAAUGCAACUGCAAAUACGAACAAUAUUAUGUGCAAUGAUAUUACUCUUCCCAAUGAUCUUACCACUGUAGAUAUGGUAGAUACGUUAGCUGAAGGCAAUAGGUGCCAAGAAGAAUCUGUUCAGGAAAAUCAGAUUUCUCUAAAUGAGGUUACUGAUGCACCUGAAAAUGUAUUUACUGAAAAUUAUUUGCAUACCAAGCAUGAAUCCUAUAAUAAUGCCAAACCUUUUUCUCUUGUACAACCUUUAGUUGGGCAUCUGUCAAUUUGUAAUCAAAAUAAUUUACCAGAAGAAUCUUUGAAUACUGUUCCAGAGAAAGAAAACUGUGAUCUUAAUUUGGUAUUAAAAGAUGAGACAAAUGACAACAUAAAAUCUUUGCUAGAGAUUCAGCCAAAUAGCACAGAGGCUCAGGUUGAAAACAAUUCUGUUAAUGUAAGUAUUCAUGGUCAAAGAAAGAAUAAGAAACGAGCUGGAACUGAAAUUUCUGGCUCUAGUUUUAAACAGAAAAGACGGAAAGUGGCAUCUAAAAGAAGCUGUAACAUCAAAAAGAGAGAAACUGAUGAUGCUAUUGCUUCUGUUCCGUCAUGUAAUUCCAAUGAUUAUAUUUGUAAAGAUGUUUCAUCAGUACAGAUUAACCUACUCUCUGAAGUUGAAUGUCCUGUUUCUGAAGAAAUUUGUGAUUCCGAAGACAGUGCAAUAGUUAUUCCCUCAAAUGAUAUUUAUUUAAAGACUGUUCCUACUUCGCAAAAUAAUACUGGAGAGAUAUCUGAAUCUGUUUCGGAGACAUUCCAAAUUUGUUCUGAAUUAGAUGUAACCUUUGAAAAACUAAAUUCAAUUGACUCCACAAUAAAAAGAAUGAACAGUGGAUCCGAUACUGAAAGUUUAUUGCAUUCUCAAAUUGAAUUUAUUUCUGAAGAAAUUUGUGAUUCCCAAGACAGCGCAAUAGUAGUUCCCUUGAAGGACACUCACUCAAAAAUUCUUACCACAUUUCAAAAUAUUUCAGAAAACAUUCCUGAAUCUGUUUCAGGGGCAUUUCAAAUUUGUUCUGAAACAGCAUUGGCUUUUGAAAUGAAUCCAAAUGAUUGCAAAAAGAGGAGGAAUAUUGAACACGAUCUUUCUGAUUCAGAAGACCUGAACAAUAAUAUGUGUCAUGAAAUGUUUCAAAAUUCUGUAGUUGAUAGUGGCAUAGAUAUGCUUACACCUUUUCUCAUGAAUUCUACUUUAGAUACAUCAUUUGAAAAGUUUGCUGAAAGAGACACAAAUUCUCUUAUAAAUUUUAAUAACAACUGCUCUCUUGAUGCAUCUGUUAAUAAUUGUUUUUCUGCCAAUUAUUAUACAUCAAAUAUUGAUCAUCCCUUUCAAUCUAAGGAUAUGUCAAGUCGUUUAGAAGAUAUUUCUACUGACCUCUGUCCAGCUGAGGCAGAAACUUCUGUAAGUUGUAUUUAUGAAGACACUUUGAAUCGUAAAGUACAUUUUAUGGAAGAUCCCGAUUUAGAGCUCUUCAAAUCAGCUUCUCAAAUUACAGUUUGCUCUGAGCAGAAUGAGAAGGUUGUUUCUGUAUUAAUUAAUGGUUUCAAUUAUAAGGAUGGCAUAUUGAAUGAUCAAUUAUCCUGUGCGCCAAUGCUUUCUUUAUAUAGCAGAUACAGCUAUUUAAAUAAUACCCAUCACAAAUGCAAUCAGCUGUCAGGAAUUGGAGAUUAUAAUUCAAGUAAUUUUGUAGAUGAAAAUAAGGAAGCUUCAUUAGAAAUGCCAUGCUUCGAUUUUAAUGUUGAAUCAUCAACAAUAAACAACUUUGUUUAUAAUCUGGUAUCUGUUGGGGAUCAAACAAAAAUUGUCCAGAAAACAAAAGAUCCGGAAACUGAGAUCACAGAUCUGGAAAAUAAAAUUAAAUCUAAAAAAUGUACUGACAGAAAACAAAUUCAAGAUAACUUUACAAGAAUUUUUCUUUCAGAUAAUAAGCAUUUCCCUUGUAUUUAUGAGAAUAAACUUCAGCUAUUACAUAUUAGUGGUAUUGAAUUUCAUGAAUGUUUAUUUAUUUGUAGUUUAAGUAAAUGUAUAUCGGGAUCUCAAGAAACUUCUGCUGCAGGAAAUCCUAAAUUUCAGGAGUGCUUGAUAUCAGUAGAUUCUACAAUUAAAAUUUCUUCUAAUAAACAAAAUUUAGCCUACUAUUCUUUAGAUUCAUUAAAAGAAUCUUAUAGUAACAAGGGAAGAUGGAAUCUUUUGCUUGUUAAAAUGGAAGAUUUGAAAUUAGAAUCUGGUUUCAUUGGCUUAAUCUUAGAAAAAUGUCAAGGUAAAGCACUUAUAUCUGUGAGUAGCAUGGGAAAUAAGAAUAGUGUAAGUAAAAAUUUUACAACUCAACCCAAACCAAGUUCACCUGUAUACUGUACAAUACUAUAUCCUUAUCAAGAUACUAAAAUAUGUGAUUACUUUGGUAAUAAAAAUAUUUGUAGGGAUUCCAUUUCAUCUGCUUCCUCAAAAUUUAUUUGUGAUGUUGGAAUGAAAAACUUGAUUUCUACUAAAGAUGAAACAAUUAGAAGUUUAGCUGAUAAUUCUUCGGAAGCAGUUUGUAGAAAAUCAUUAAUUGUCAAUCAACCAUUAAACUUAUGUACAAAAGAAUCUGAACAAAUGGACUUAGAUCCACAAACUUUCUGUGAAUUUCCACAAUUAAAUCCAUGUUUAACUGAUAAUAUUGGUAAUUUAGCAUCAUAUUCACCUCUUCAAAGUAGUGCCAAAUUGUCAUUUGAUGAAUGUUGUUCUUAUGAAAGGAUUGCUAAGCAACUAAUUCAGGCUUCCUCUAAUUUGCAAUAUAUUGAGCCUAUUUCUGUGUGUAGUUCUGAUUGUGAUGUUGACUGCUGUAAGCCGUGUACUUGUGAUUUAGGUGGAGGUAAAUGUAUACCUCAAACAUGUAACAAUUUUCAGUAUAUUGAAACCAAUUCCAUGGAUAGUUCUGAUAAUGAAUGUAUUUUACCUAAUAAGGAGAUCACACCCAAUUGUAAUUUGUCAAAAUUUUUGAAUAAUUCUGUACUGGAAUUUAAGAACAACAGCAUUAGUGGUGAUACUUAUGAAACUUCUCCAUUAUCUCCUCUGUAUGUCGUUAUAGAUGAUGCUGAUUGUGAUUCUGAUGAUGACUGGAAUAGCAUCAAGAGUGAGGUUGAUAGUGUGUGUCGCGAAUUUUGUCAUAAUGAACAGUAUUAAAAUUCAUAUGUAUAUAUAUUAUAUUUCUGAAAACGUACAAAAAGGCAUUUCCUUAAAAGGAUUUUACUUUUUUAUUUAGCAUUUUUGUGUCAUUGUAAUGUAUAUGUUUUGCCAUUUAUUUUCAUUGUUUGCAUUAAUAGCUCAUUAUUUU
This is a messenger RNA of Argiope bruennichi, 5055 nucleotides long. RefSeq lists its product as uncharacterized. NCBI's taxonomy places the organism in Eukaryota, Metazoa, Arthropoda, Arachnida, Araneae, Araneidae. The record is from RefSeq and is a predicted model, not a curated record. Gene Ontology annotation, cellular component: nucleus; Dbf4-dependent protein kinase complex. Bases 204 to 4904 code for a protein of 1566 amino acids. Gene Ontology annotation, biological process: positive regulation of nuclear cell cycle DNA replication; regulation of cell cycle phase transition. The transcript is spliced from 11 exons. Gene Ontology annotation, molecular function: zinc ion binding; nucleic acid binding; protein serine/threonine kinase activator activity.